UCUCUUCCUCAGCCCUUCAUCACUCCUUGACAUUCUCUCUGCUACUCUCUUAACAUGUCCUCACCUCUCUCCAAAACCCUAAUUCCAAUUCCUCUCAAUGGCACAGCCCAUCAGCCUCAAAUCUCACUCCAUGCAUUCCCAGUUCACACCAAAGUUCAUCCCCAAAUUGGCCUCAACUCUUCACUCUGUUCACAGCAACACCAUCUCGUUCAAGGUUCUCUCUUCUCAGGCUGGAGAUUCAAGCCCCCAAAAGCUCCCUGCAAUCAUCUCGAUCCUCCGCAUGAUACCCGACUGGGCCGAUGCCUUGAAAGAGCAAGGGAUGCAGCGCAAACGAACUCUCUACAACCACGAGGACUGGCUCCAACACCGGAGCUCGCAGCGCCACGUCCGGCACUUGCUCUCGAGUUUGUCCUCGCGAGUGAUCCUCUCACUGAUACCUCCGGUGACAGCUUUCACUCUGGUAGCAGUUAUGAUCGCGAGUUAUAAUACCGCUGUGCUGAUGGAGUGGUUGCCGGAGUUUUUCCCGGUGCUGAGGACGUCGUCGUUGCCGUACCAGCUGACAGCACCAGCGCUGGCACUCCUGCUGGUGUUUAGGACGGAGGCUUCGUAUUCAAGGUUCCAGGAAGGGAGGCAGAUUUGGGUGAAGGUGAUUGCAGGGGUUGAUGAUUUUGCGAGGCAGGUGAUCAGUACGGUGGAGAGCAACGAAGAUUCGGCGCUGAAGAAGGUGCUUCUGGAGUAUAUCAUGGCGUUUCCCGUUGCACUUAAGUGUCAUGUGACUUAUGGCUCGGAUAUUGGUCAAGACCUAAGAAACCGAAUUGAGGGGGAUGAUCUAGCUAUGAUUCUCGAGUCAAAGCACCGGCCACGGUGCAUUAUUGAGUUCAUUUCCCAAAGCCUCAGAUUGUUGAAUUUGGAGGAGUCGAAGAGAAAUGUCCUGGAGUCAAAUUUAUCUUGCUUCCAUGAAGGAAUCAGCACCUGCGAGCAACUAAUUGGCAUUCCAAUCCCUCUCUCCUACACCCGUUUGACCUCGAGGUUUCUGGUCCUUUGGCAUCUGACUCUUCCUGUCAUUCUUUGGGAUGACUGCCACUGGAUUGUUGUUCCGGCCACUUUCAUCAGCGCUGCUUCCUUGUUCUGCAUCGAAGAAGUUGGUGUUCUUAUUGAAGAGCCAUUUCCAAUGUUAGCGCUUGAUGAGCUCUGCAAUCUAGUCCGCCAAAACAUUCAGGAAGCAAUCUGUACCGAGAAAGCUAUUGGCAAGCAUCUUCUUGCAAAGAGGAAGAGCCCCAUACAUGAGCAAUCACCUAAUGGUAGGCCAAAGCACAAAACUGAAAGGAGAAACAGGUCAUGACAUUUUAGAGAACGUAUAGUUCGUCAAAGUUGCCAUUACCUUGCCACUGGCAUAUAAACGAUCAGCAUGAUUCCGGUAUCCAGAUAUGCACUUAUACUAUUGUCGUGAAGGAAGACAUAAAGCUGUUAUGAUGGAAUCUAGGGUACUUCAGCAGUCGCCCGUCUUGGCACCAUGUUGUAUAUAUGCUGUUCACUCACUGAUGGGGGAUCAUGUUCUACAUGACCGCACAUUAACACGCCAUUGAUUCUCCACGUGAAUGGCGUCCAAGUCACCAGCAUCAGGUCAAGGAUCACUAAUUAACAAAUUUCUGCUACAAAACGAAUUCGGCACGAGACACAGCAAAGGAUCUUUCUAUUCCCUUAGCAUUAAGUAGUACCUGAAGAACAUUGUCGUCGUGUCCAGAGAUAUUGUACUUAUACUUGGAAUCAGAAGCAAAAUUCUACUUUAGCCUAUGAAAACUUGCUCCUGUUGAGCUUCUCUUGAGGGACGGUAGUAGAGAUUCGCUUUCGUUAAAUUAUUCAGCAAUGAAAUGUGAUCAAUAUUGUUAUUGGUGGC
Molecule: messenger RNA, 1897 nt
Organism: Eucalyptus grandis
Lineage: Eukaryota; Viridiplantae; Streptophyta; Magnoliopsida; Myrtales; Myrtaceae
Product: UPF0187 protein At3g61320, chloroplastic
Exons: 4
Coding region: 98-1342 (414 amino acids)
Biological process (GO): regulation of photosynthesis, light reaction
Molecular function (GO): voltage-gated chloride channel activity
Source: RefSeq, a predicted model, not a curated record